This is a messenger RNA of Zingiber officinale, 1236 nucleotides long. Its product is annotated as GDSL esterase/lipase At3g26430-like. Gene Ontology annotation, molecular function: hydrolase activity, acting on ester bonds. Lineage: Eukaryota; Viridiplantae; Streptophyta; Magnoliopsida; Zingiberales; Zingiberaceae. The record is from RefSeq and is a predicted model, not a curated record. The transcript is spliced from 5 exons. The coding region runs from base 1 to 1140 and encodes 379 amino acids.
AUGGCUUCUAGCUGCCUCCAAUGGCUCCUUCUUGUCCAAGCCUUUCUCACCGUAGCCGCCUCCUCUGAUUCUUGUCACUUCCCAGCCAUCUUCAACUUCGGCGACUCCAACUCUGACACUGGUGGGCUGUCAGCCGCCUUCGGGGCGGCCCCGCCACCUUACGGCGAGUCCUUUUUUGGCAAGCCGGUCGGCCGGUACUCUGACGGUCGUCUCAUUGUCGACUUCAUAGCAAGUAGCCUGGGCCUCCCGUUCCUCAGCGCUUAUCUCAACUCUAUUGGCACCAAUUUCUCUCACGGUGCAAACUUUGCCACGGCCGGGUCAACGAUCAGGCAGCCUUACGCCACACUGAGCCAGUCUGGCUUCAGCCCCAUAUCCAUGGAUGUCCAGACUUGGGAGUUCUCCCAGUUCAAGUCUCGCUCCCAAGCACUCAUACAACAAGGAUUGUUCAAGGAUCAACUGCCGAAGGAAGAGUACUUCUCUCAAGCCCUAUACACGAUCGACAUUGGCCAGAACGACCUCACGGAGAGUUAUUUUAGAAACUGGACCACCGACGAAGUCAAAUCGGCCAUUCCUGAUAUCUUGGAUAAGUUUGUUCUCGCCAUUCAGAGUAUUUAUUCGGAUGGAGGGAGGUACUUUUGGAUUCAUAACACUGGGCCUUUUGGCUGCCUCCCUUAUGUUUUAGACCGACUCACCCUUAAAGCGCCAGAGGUGGACCGUUUUGGCUGUGGGGCCCCCUUUAACUACGUAGCCCAGCUAUUCAACCAAAAGCUAAACCAGACUUUGAGUCAACUGAGAAAGGAUCUCCCACUAGGUGUCUUCACCUACGUGGAUAUUUUCUCGGUCAAGCGCGAGCUCCUAAGCCAUCCGCACCAGCAUGGAUUUGAGUUGCCACUUGUAGCAUGUUGUGGGCAUGGAGGAAAGUACAACUACAAUAUGAAUAUAGGAUGUGGAUCGACAGUGACAAGAAAUGGAAAAGAGGUGAUUGUUGGAAAGGCAUGCCAGAAUCCAUCGAAGAGGAUCAUUUGGGAUGGAGUUCACUAUACUGACGCCGCCAACAAAUGGAUCUUUCAACAAAUUGUGGAUGGAAAAUUCUCGGAUCCACCGGUUCCUCUACAGUUGGCUUGCAAAACGAAGGCAUAAUGAGUUGUUGAUGCAUUAGGUUUUAGCUUAUUGAUUUCGAAUUUUAGUCGAUCUUGUUAGGAAGCUUGAUUAUUAAUAAAUUGCCAAUUAUAUUUA